This is a messenger RNA of Exophiala bonariae, 3570 nucleotides long. RefSeq lists its product as uncharacterized. Gene Ontology annotation, cellular component: Smc5-Smc6 complex; nucleus. The transcript is spliced from 2 exons. The record is from RefSeq and is a predicted model, not a curated record. Gene Ontology annotation, molecular function: single-stranded DNA binding; ATP hydrolysis activity; hydrolase activity, acting on carbon-nitrogen (but not peptide) bonds. Bases 1 to 3570 code for a protein of 1189 amino acids. Lineage: Eukaryota; Fungi; Ascomycota; Eurotiomycetes; Chaetothyriales; Herpotrichiellaceae. Gene Ontology annotation, biological process: double-strand break repair via homologous recombination; carbohydrate metabolic process.
AUGGCUUCAACGACCGGUCGUCGGUCGAGAGCCGUGGAUUCUGACGAUGAUGAUGAAUCCAGACCGAAUACCCCCUCGUCCACGGCUCCCAAUGAUAGCAAGCGGAUACGUCGUCCUAUUGUCCUCAAUCCUGAUGAAGACUCGAAUGGCUCAUAUGCUGGUUCAACCUCCGUGGGUCCCUCGCAGGCUCGUCUAUCGACCUCGAUGGUGCAGAGCAGCGUAAGAGCUGGAGCGAAAUACCAGCCGGGCGCAAUUGUGCGAGUGAAACUGACAAACUUCGUUACUUAUACCUCCGCCGAAUUCUUCCCUGGUCCGAAUCUGAACAUGGUAAUUGGCCCUAAUGGAACAGGUAAGAGUACGCUGGUCUGCGCAAUAUGCCUUGGCCUGGGAUGGCCACCUUCGUAUCUUGGAAGAGCCAAAGAUCCCAGCGAAUUCGUCAAACAUGGCUGCCGCGAAGCCACAAUCGAGAUUGAACUAUACGGCCCUCCUAAGCAACGGAGAAAUCCCAUCGUGGUCAGGACUAUAAAAAGAGAUGGCAAUAAAUCUGUGUUUCUACUGAACGACAAACCAUCCAAUGCGAAGUCAGUCCAAGCCAUGGCAAACUCCUUCAGCAUACAAAUCGACAAUUUGUGUCAAUUUCUUCCACAGGACAAGGUUGUGGAAUUCGCUCAGAUGAGUCCAAUCGAACUUCUGGCCAGCACUCAACGUGCGGUCGCCGGUCCUGAAAUGACGAGAAUGCACGAGGAUUUGAAGAAGCUGCGGGCCUCACAAAUCCAAUUUAUGAAUGAGAACAAAGGCGAUCGAGAUCAACUUACCAAUCUGCAGAACCGUCAGGAAAUGCAACGGACAGAGGUCGAACGGAUGAGGGAGCGAGCGUUGGUCCAGAAAACACUGGCGUGGCUCGAACUGUGUCGUCCGGUCGCUAAAUAUGCCGAUGCAAAGUCUAGAGCGCGAGAGGCGAAAGCAUUGAUUGCACCCCUUGAUCGAGAAUUGGCUCUGCUGAAGAACGCUUCCGCUCCAACUUUAAAGAAGCUAGAAGCGAAGCAACGAUACGAGGCACAAGCGAAGCAAGUCAAAACUCUUCGCGCCAAGGCUGUUGCGGACAGUGAACGCAGAUGCGAUGACCUCACGAAAGCGGUUGAGGCCAAGCAAGACAAAAUAAAGGAGUGUGACGAUAAGGUUGAGGCUGAAAAGAAUAGUGUCGCUGAUAUCAAAAAAGAUAUCAAGACUAACGAGUUGAAAUUGUCUCAACUCAAGACAAGGAAGAACCAGUCUCCUGAAGAUUUUGAUGUUCGGGGCAUUUCAGAAGCCAUUCAAACCGCUCGAGCUAAACGCACAGAUCUUGAUGACCAAAAGCAAGAUUUGACAACUCGUGCAGAGGGGAUUGUGGCGCAGGGCAAAGAGAGAAAACUCAAAUUGCAAAGCCUUGUGAAGAAUGUCGAAAGCCUUGAAACGCAGUCAGGCCAACAAGAAAACAAGUUGAAUGCGCUUUCGCGUGACACAUUUCAAGCUUGGAAGUGGAUCCAAGAAAACCGAGAUGAUUUCACAGCUACGGUAUACGGACCACCAAUACUGGAAUGUUCACUGAAGGAUCCCAGAAUGGCAGAUGCUGUUGAAUCACUGUUGCAGGAGAAUGAUAUCAAAAUCAUCACAGCCCAAAAUCGGGAAGAUUUUCUGAAACUACAACAAAAACUGCUGAACGAGAAGAGGCUUCAUGAUGUCAGUCUGCGCACAUGCUCUGCGACUGACCUCUCCCAAUAUCAAGCCCCACUUUCCGCUACAGAUAUGGCCAAUCUUGGUCUAGAUAGCUGGGCAAUCGAUCAUCUCACUGGUCCCCCUACCGUGCUUGCGAUGUUGUGCAGUGAAAAGAACCUGCAUCGCUCUGCCAUUGCUUCUCGAGAACUCACUCAACAACAGCAUGACGAUGUUGCAAAUACGACGGUUAUGAGUUAUGUUGCCAGCCGCAAAGUCUAUCAGUUCAUACGAAGAGCAGAGUAUGGAUCAGCAGGUAGCAUGGCUCGAGUUCGAGACGUACGACCAGCUCAACGAUGGACUGAUCAACCUGUCGAUCAGGGAAGAAAAGCAGCACUCCAGCGCGAGAUUGCCGAAAAAAAGGGCGAGCUGAAUAUCAUCAAAUCCGAAUUGGACGGCCUCAAAGAGCAAACUCGAGAGACUCAAGCAGAACGAGAAAAGAUUGAGACAGAGAUUAAUGAGCUCGUCAGUCAGAGAGAUGCAAAGCAGAACGCUCGGAAGGUAUGGCUUGGCCUGGAUGAGAAGAUUCAAAGCACCCAGGCGAAGCUUGCGGAUUUACAAGAACAGUUCGAAGGAUUUCGUGGACGAGUCAUGGCUAUUCGAGCUGAGAAAGACCAGCUCAUGCUGGAGAAGGCUGAAAUUAUUGUAGAAUUUGCAGCCGCCACCAAAUCUCUCAAGGAAACGAUGGCAAGUUUACUUUUGGCCGAAGUGCUCUGCAUAGAAGCCUCAUCUGAUGUCACCGGUUUGAGAUCACAAAAUGAGCAUAUUGUGCGCACCAUCCAGGAGAAGGAGGUGGAACUUGCCGAAGCAAGACGUGUUUCUGCCCAGGAGAGGAAAAUUGCGGAACAGAUCCUCGCAGAAGUUUAUCGAGUGAAGGCUGAAGCCGAGAGAUUGGAGGAGGAAGAGGCAGAACCUGGACUGGUCAAGAUAAUGGAGCAAGUGGGCGGUGUUCUAAAGACUGAAGAGAAUUUAGAAGCGGAGAUUGAUUCGCAGAAUGCCCAACUAGCACUUACGGAAGGUGGAAGCGCAGGCAUCAUCAAAGAAUUCGAGAACCGUGCCAAGCAUAUCGAAAAUCUCACUGUCAAGUUGCAGGAAUCAGAGAAACAGCACGAAGAUCUCACGAAUGGUAUCAAAGAGAUUCGAGACCGAUGGGAGCCGACCUUGGAGGGAUACGUGGACAAAAUCAGUGCCGCAUUCUCUGACUCCUUCGACCGUAUCGGGUGCGCUGGUCAGGUGGCAGUCUUCAAAGCCUCUUCUGAUGACCCAGCCGAUUGUACGGAAGAAAAUGGCGGCAUGGACAAUGGUCUAGACUUUACCAACUGGGCCAUCCACAUCAGCGUUAAGUUCCGUGAGCAAGAACCUCUGAGUCUACUAGACAGUCAUCGUCAAUCCGGUGGGGAGAGAGCGGUCAGCACCAUUUUCUAUCUGAUGGCAUUGCAAAGCUUAAGCAGGGCGCCAUUCCGAGUUGUGGACGAAAUCAAUCAAGGUAUGGAUCCCCGUAACGAGCGAAUGGUGCACGGAAGAAUGGUCGAUAUAGCAGCGGACGAUGGUGGCAGCCAGUACUUCCUCAUCACGCCAAAGCUCCUCAAUGGCUUGAAAUAUCGCAGAGGCAUGACCGUCCUCUGUAUCGUCAGUGGUGAGAAUAUGCCAGCUGCACGUCAGCAAGACGACAAUGGGCAUUGGGUUAGUGGGCCCAAGAUUGAUUUCCGAGCGUUUGCGAAGAGGGCGCGAGAGUUGGGCUUGGGAAAUCAUGUCGAACACGGCAGACUCAUUGCCGGCACAGCGACGAGUCUUCGGUCAGAGAUUGACGCUUUUUGA